Solanum lycopersicum (tomato) is the source of this 940-nucleotide messenger RNA. The record is from RefSeq and is a predicted model, not a curated record. Lineage: Eukaryota; Viridiplantae; Streptophyta; Magnoliopsida; Solanales; Solanaceae.
CGUAUGCUUCAAACUUUACAAGAUGAAUCGAUGAUCAUCGAUUUAUAUCAUAUAUCAUAUCGUAUCGUAAAAAUACAACAAAUCAAAUGGAAAACACUAGUCCAGAAAAGCUAGACAGGAAAACACAAGAAAAGAACAGAAGAAUUCAAAUGAAGUAUCUUUCUUCUAAGCUCUUUUCUCUUAUUCCUCCACACCACCACCAAUACUCAGCUAAGGUAUGAACCAUGUUUCAGUAAUUAACUUUGAUUCAAACUCAGUAUUUAUUUAUUUUUUAAAAAAAUUAUUAAAUAUGUACAAAUAUUUUGACGUACUUUUCCUUGACUUGUAAGUGUAACAAUAUAAUUUCAGGAUAUGGUGACGCAACAAGACCAAAUUGAUCAAGCCAUUACUUACAUUGAAAAAUUGAAAGAAAGAGUAGAUGUAUUAAUGAGAAGGAAGGAUAAGAUUAUAGCACAAGGUACAAGUGAUGAUUCAAAGAAAUUCAUGCCUUCAACAUCUUGUAGCAAUAUUAAAUUACCUAUGAUUGAAGUUAGAGAGUUGGGUUCAACUAUAGAGGUUAUUUUAGUUAGUUGCUUGCAAAAAAAGUUCACCAUGCAAGAGGUGAUAAUCAUCUUAGAGGAAGAAGGAGUUCAAGUUGUUACCGCUAAUUUUUCAACAAUCGGCGAUAAGGUUUACUAUACUAUUCAUGCUCAGGUGAAAAUUACGAGAUUAGGGGUUGAUGCAUCAAGGGUCUAUUUGAGAUUGCAAAAUCUGAUUUGCUAAUUUUUUAAUUACUUACCAGCGGAAUCAAAAAGGUUUUAGAAAAAUAACUUUAGACUAUUGUAUUUAUACACAUUUCUAUUAUUUUGUUGGUUAUUCAAGUUUGCAUUCUUAUUGUAUUAGAAAUUUUUUAUAAGAAUCAACAAAGGGUCAUGAUAAAGUGACAAUUAAAUAUUUCGUC